AUGUCGCACCCACCUACGCCAAAAUGGCCUGCAGAUGAAGUUGGUGUGCCCAGUAUAGAAGGCGACGAAUGCUUCGGAGACUUGGUAGACAAACUAUGCCAGUUCUUCGAGCAUACGAUUAAACUGCCACAUGCUUUCGAAGACCUGCGCCGGUCGCAGGAAGGACGCGCUCUACAGCCCCUGAUUCACUACCUCUCCAACCAAGUCGACCACCCUGCCCUCGUGUCCGCCCUCUUGGCUCUGAAAGGUCAUUUUUCUGCACUGGAAGAAGCCAGCGACGAGCCGGGAGUGAAUGAGGCGCGAGGCUAUGCAUGCGAAUUUGUUGCUUGGCAGUUCUUGACAAGUCUCAAGGAAGCUGAUAUCAUCGACUUUUUGCUGGUCGAGCUACCGCCUGCUGCCGAUGCAAGCACCCCGGAUACAAACAACGGAUUAGGUCUCGACGAAAAUGGACAGGGCUCUACACAUCCGAGCGAGCAGUCGCCGCUGCUGGCCACCUCCAAUACCGAAUACUUUGAUCACGGCGACGCUAAGAAGUCCCGAUUUGCGUCGUUGAUGUCGCAAUGCGAAAACCUUAGUGCGCUGGAGCUUGCGACUGUAUCUGGCGCGAAGAAGUUCCUCUCCCAGAGACCAGUUCAAAAGAUUAUCAAUGGCCUAUGGAAGGGGGAUAUUGUAUUCUGGGAGACCCUUGGCCUACACUCAGUGAAAAAGCCGAAGAAGUACAACCGCAGACAGGCUGAUCCCUUCUCUCGUUUACGGGUUCCGUUAUAUCUGAAGAUAUUCGAGACGCUGUUCUUCGCAGCGUUUCUAGCACUGUAUUACGCAGUGUUGGUGAAGCGCAACAACACUAGGGUGACCAUCCCCGAGCUCUUGUUGUAUGUGUGGAUUGCUAGCUUCGCAUACGAUGAGUUCGCCGACUGGCUCGACGCUGGACAGACAUCCUUCUAUGCCUCGGACUUUUGGUGGACGUGGGACAUAAGCAUUGUCGUCGUCGGCUUUUCGUUCUGCAUUAUGAGAAUCGUCGGUCUGACAACAGCAAACGCUGCCACGAUCGAUCUUGCGUACGAUGUGCUUGGACUAGAAGCUCUCUUCCUUGUACCACAGAUGACGAAGGAUUUCGUGAAAUUCCUCUCCCUCGUUGUAAUCCUAUAUCUAGGAUUCUUGACUACGUUUGUGCUGCUGGCUCGUGACAGCAGAUUCAACCCGAAACAGAUGAGCUGGAUUCUGGUCAAAGUUUUCUUCGGUUCGCCGUUCUUUGGUCCUCCGGUUAUGGUGUUGGAUCAUGCGCGAGACGAAUAUCUCUUCAUGUUCGUACCCACUGUACUCAUUGCCCCUUCUCAAACACUGACCGCAGCGACAAUGCAGUUAUUCCGUUUACGUACUCGAAGCAUCGAGUUCGAAAAGGUUGACAUACUUCCUGCCUCCACUCUCCAAGCUUUGUGCUCGGUUCCUGGAGGCAGCAUCGUGCGGGUUCUCUGCCGUCGUCAUUUUACGGACGAGCCUCGUUCUGCCGCCCAGGCAUCAUCCUCGAAUCAAGACUGCUGCAAAUCCUUGUGGGCCCUUGAUGGACUCAUCUCCACAGUGGUCCUCACCAUUGCAAGGCUGACCAGGCUCCAGAAUCUCAUUCCGCUAGUCAUUCGACCGUUGCGGCUCAUUCUGCCUUCUGAGCGGCUUCGGGGUGCUCGCAUCGUCUUGCUCAAAGCUACUCAUCUACCCUUCGUAUUCGCGAUCUGGGCGUUUGAGCACCUUGCCCAUGCCCGCACACGCGACGCUAAAGUGACGUCGUUUAGCGGUCCUCAAACACACGCACUGCCCAAGAGGCCCCCUCGUCUGCCUGUGAACUCGCCGCGCCUACUCAUGGCAGAUGCGCAAAGCAAUGUGGGAAGGAUGCAACAAAUGAAUUGGUCCCACACCCGAGCAGGGUUUACAGAACCUGAUGCUCAGUUGAAGACACUAGUUGCAAGACUCUCGACGCAAGUAGAAGAACUCACCGCGAUGGUGUCGCAGCUCCAGGACCAACGCGAAGCGAGCACGUCGGCCGCUUAA
Messenger RNA from Pyrenophora tritici-repentis Pt-1C-BFP, 2043 nucleotides. Lineage: Eukaryota; Fungi; Ascomycota; Dothideomycetes; Pleosporales; Pleosporaceae. The record is from RefSeq and is a predicted model, not a curated record.